AUGGCGCCGCCCAAGCCUGAGCAACCGCUGUCGGUGCCGCCACCGCAGCAGUCCCAACCGCCGGCACAACAGCCCAAGGACAGCACCGCGAUUGUCACCGUCAACAUCGACGACUUCACCAGAACACGCGAUAGCUGGCGGUAUCCCCGCCUUGCGCCCGCACUGAACACCUCCUGGCUCUCCCCGCAUGAUUAUUUCACUUCUCAAUUGCAAAUUGACCGACCUCAGACCGCUAAUUUUCUUUCUCAGGUUAUCUUCGCGCUUGCAUCUCUCCAAUCGGCCGUUUCCGACCUCUCCAAGGCUUACAUCAACCAUGCCAAUACGGUCUUAAAUCGCAACCCAUCUUCGCUUGAUCUAGGUGGAAUCACCACCAACCUGCUUGAGAAUGGCCUGCUUCCCGUCCCGCGACCCCAUAGCCCAGCGGGUGAUGGCGAUCGGAAGAAGAAGCGCAAGCGCGCCCCUCCGGAUCCCAAUGCGCCAAAACGGGCACUGACUCCAUACUUUCUGUAUAUGCACCACAAUCGCCAGAAAAUCGCAAGCGAGCUGGGUGAGAACGCCCGGCCUAAAGAGGUGGCUGAUGAGGGCACAAAACGCUGGGCGCGCAUGAGCUCUCAGGAGAGAGAGGUAAGCUUUCUGCAAGUAUCCGCUGUUGAACACUACAUAUCAACUAACCGGCGUCGUCUUCUUUAUCUCAAGACUUGGCAAAGCCUCUACAAACAGAAUCUUGAUGUCUACAAGGCCAAGAUGCGUGCCUACAAAGCCGGCCUGUCUGUUCCCGAAGACGAAGCGGUCAAUGAGGCCGUGGCAGCCCAGCAACAAUUGCACGAAGGGGUCCGCCAGGCCACCGAAGAGACCUCUGAUGAAUCCACAUCAUCGUCCUCUGACGAGGGAGACGAAACCCCCGAGCCCAUUCGCGAACCGACGCCGCCCCGUUCGUCUAAGCGGCGCCGCACCAUCGACCUCAAGAGCGUGUUAGCCCCUGCUCCCUCUCCACCAAAGAGCUCACCUGCCAAGAAAGCUUCACCAGAGAAGAAGAAGAAGGCAGCGAAAACCCCAACGACGGAGGAGAAGCCCAAGCGUGCGCCUGUUGCUGUUGCCGAGACUUCCAAGCCUGAAAAACGGACCCGCAAGAAGCGCAAGAGUGAAGCUGCUGAGUAA
Messenger RNA from Uncinocarpus reesii 1704, 1158 nucleotides. RefSeq lists its product as uncharacterized. Gene Ontology annotation, cellular component: nucleus. The record is from RefSeq and is a predicted model, not a curated record. Lineage: Eukaryota; Fungi; Ascomycota; Eurotiomycetes; Onygenales; Onygenaceae. The transcript is spliced from 2 exons. Gene Ontology annotation, biological process: regulation of gene expression. The coding region runs from base 1 to 1158 and encodes 385 amino acids.